Messenger RNA from Naegleria gruberi, 1220 nucleotides. RefSeq names its product casein kinase I epsilon. Lineage: Eukaryota; Heterolobosea; Eutetramitea; Acrasida; Naegleriidae. Gene Ontology annotation, cellular component: nucleus; cytoplasm. Gene Ontology annotation, molecular function: protein serine/threonine kinase activity; ATP binding. Bases 16 to 1026 code for a protein of 336 amino acids. The transcript has 2 exons. The record is from RefSeq and is a predicted model, not a curated record. Gene Ontology annotation, biological process: endocytosis; peptidyl-serine phosphorylation; signal transduction.
AACAACAACAACAACAUGUCUAUUGAACAUAGAGUUGGAGACAAGUUUGUUCUCGGUAAAAAGAUUGGAAGUGGAGCCUUUGGUGAAAUUUUCAUUGCUACAAACAAGCAAACCUUGGAAAAGGUUGCUGUAAAAUUGGAACACAGAAAAGCUAAACAUCCACAACUUCUCUAUGAAGCUCGUUUGCUCAAGCUCUUGAACCUCUCAAAGAAAGAAGAGGAAGCUGUGGGCAUUCCAAAGGUUAAAUGGUAUGGUAUCGAAGGAGAUUUCAACGUAAUGGUUAUGGAUCUUCUCGGUUCCUCUCUCGAAGAACAAUUCAACCGUUGUGGUCGUAAAUUCAGUUUAAAGACUGUUUUAAUGUUGGCUGAUCAAAUGUUGAAACGUGUAGAAUACUUGCAUGCCAAGAACUUUAUCCACAGAGAUAUUAAACCAGACAACUUUUUGAUGGGACCUGCUAAAAAGUCAGAAAUUGUCUACCUCAUCGAUUACGGUUUGGCCAAGAAGUACAGAGACUCAAAGCACGUACACAUUCCAUACCGUGAUAACAAACAUUUGACUGGUACUGCUCGUUAUGCCAGUAUUAACAACCACUUGGGUAUCGAACAAUCAAGAAGAGAUGAUUUGGAAUCUUUGGGUUAUGUCUUUAUGUACUUUAAUCGUGGAUCAUUGCCAUGGCAAGGAUUGAAGGCCAGAACUAAAUUGGAAAAGUAUAACAGAAUUUGUGAGAAAAAGACUAGUACUGGUAUCAAGACUUUGUGUGAAGGUUAUCCACCUGAAUUUGCCACUUAUCUCAAUUAUGCUCGUUCUCUAGGAUUUGAAGAUAAGCCAGAUUAUCAAUAUUUAAGAAAGUUAUUCCGUGAUUUAUUUGUUCGUCAAAAGUUUGUUAUGGAUUACGAAUAUGAUUGGGUCAUACUGGAUAAGAAGAGAGCUGAGGAUCCACAAUCAGGUGCCUCUGUUGGAGGUGUUUCUGUUCCAAACACUAUGGGAUCUACCGGAAUUAUUCCUGGAUCAAGUCAACAACAAUAAUCAUUUAGCUUUGUUAUGGUUGUUCCUAAAGUAAUGUGAUAUUGAUGUUUUGUCAUCACAUGGAAUUAUUGAACCACUCACAGAGUUUUCAAUAUUUGUACAAUUUGAACACUUUCCACACAUUUUCUUCACCAUUAUUCACCUCCCUUCUUCCCAGUACUACUAACACAAUAAAAAAAUUAAUUUCAAUAAUU